AUAAAGCAUUUCCGGAACUGGAGCGUGGAGCCGGGGAUGUCCCGGAAGUACUUCCCCCCGCUGUUCAACGUAGGAAAGAUGGCGACGGUGCAGGUCGCCAGCUCCCUGCUGGGCGGGUCGCCGCGAGAGGCGCCGCGGGAGCUACCCCGAGAGCUGGGCACUGGGUUCCGCCGCCUGUCGGCCAGGCUCUGCGCCUUGCGCCCGGAUGACAGCAGCUCCUCCCGCACCGAGAUCCACCUGCUCUUGGACCAGCUCAUCUCCGAGAACUACAGCGAGGGCGGCGGCGUGGCCCCGGAGGAGGUCAGCACUCUUCUCGUCCACGCUUGUCGGCUGGUGCCUCUCGGUCAGAACCAUCUCGUCAGCAAAGUGUCUCAGCUUAUCCACCAUUUACUUAACACGUUACAGGUGAUCGUGGAUGAGCAGAACCUGGACUUCCUGCUGGCGUACGCGGCGUCCGCCCUCCGGCAGUGCAGCUGCUGGACGCACGUGAAGGUGCUCCAGGCCCUGGCGGCGCUGGUUUACGGCAACGGCUCCAAGUGCCAGAAGUACCUCCCAGACUUACUGGGCAAGGGCGGACUCUUGGUGAAGUUGAGCGACUUGGCCCAGCCGGACCCCGAGGUUCGGAGGGCGGCAGUGCACUGCAUGGCGAACCUGUGUCUCAGUGUGCCCGGACAGCCGUACUUGGAGGAGCCCUACCAGAACAUCUGCUUCCAGGCUUUCUUGACCACGUUACAGUCUCCAAAGUCGCCUGACAUGGACGAUAUCACGUUCUGCAUGUUGUUACAAAAUGCCUUAAAAGGUAUUCAGUCUCUUCUAAACGGCGGGAAGAUGAAGCUGACACAGACCGAGGAGCUGGGCGCCCUCCUGGCUGUGCUGAAGAAAUCCAUGUUCCACGGGCUCCCCGGAAUACACGUAGAGAUGCCCGCGGUGCUGUACCCGACCCCGCUUCCGCAGUACGACGGGCGGCCGCCCGCCAGGCUGCAGCCCAGCGAGCCCAGCGCUUCCCGGCCGGCCGGGAAUAAAAAGAAAAAGUCAAAGGUAAAACCAAGGAAAAUGCAGCAAGGAGAAGAGGAGGAGGAGGAAGAGGAGUCCGGUGGAGAAAGAGAAGCGGCCCCAGGCGCCGGCUCGGGCCGAGCGAGCCUGCAGGAGCGGGGCGCACAGCCUCCCUGCCCCCUGGGUGUUCCGGGCUCGCCGUUCCAGGGGAGCGGAGCUGCCGCGGGGCAGGACCCAGUGCCCUCGCCCUUCAGCUCCUCCGUGUGGAAGCGGGUCAGCAGCAGCGAGUCGGACUACUCCGACGCCGAGGGAGGCAUGCAGAGUAAAAUGAGGUCCUACCAAGCCAAAGUUCGCCAGGGAGCGCUAGCGUGCUUUCUGUCCACGGUGAAGUCCAUAGAGAAGAAGGUCCUGUACGGCUACUGGUCCGCCUUCGUGUCCGACACGCCCGAGCUCGGGAGCCCGCAGUCCGUCUCCCUGAUGACGCUCACGCUGAAGGACCCCUCCCCGAAGACGCGUGCCUGCGCCCUGCAAGCCUUGUCUGCCAUCUUGGAGGGCUCCAAGCAGUUUCUCUCCGUUGCCGAGGACACCAGCGACCACAGGAGGGCCUUCACGCCCUUCUCCGCCAUGGUCGCGUCCAGCGUCCGAGAGCUGCACCGGUGCCUCCUGCUGGCGCUGGUGGCGGAGUCGUCCUCGCAGACCCUCACUCAGAUCAUUAAGUGCCUUGCGAAUUUAGUGUCCAACUCGCCUUACAACCGACUGAAGCUCAGCCUGCUGACCAAAGUCUGGAACCAAAUAAAGCCUUACAUCCGCCACAAAGAUGUUAAUGUCCGUGUGUCCAGUCUCACACUCUUGGGAGCCAUAGUGUCCACUCACGCACCCCUGCCUGAAGUCCAGCUCCUUCUGCAGCAGCCCUGCUCCUCCGGGCUCGGCAACAGCAACUCCGCAACUCCCCACCUGUGCCACCCUGACUGGUGGAAGAAGGCCCCCUCAGGACCCUUCCUGGAAGACGCGUCAGCCGGCUCCCCAGCGGGGUCCUCGGAGCCCUGCUGGCUCAUCCGACUCUGCAUUUCCACGGUCGUGCUGCCCAGGGAGGGCUGCUGCGCGGGCGGCGACGCCGGCUCUGCGGCGGGAAGCGCCCACGUGCCAUCCCCCAUGCGCCUGGAGGCCUUGCAGGUGCUGGCCCACCUGGCGAGGGGCUACUUCUCCGUGGCUCAGGUCUACCUGAUGGAGCUUGGAGAGGUGAUCUGCAAGUGCAUGGGGGAAGCAGAUCCGUCCAUUCAGCUCCACGGAGCGAAGCUUCUGGAAGAGCUGGGCACAGGCAUCAUACAGCAGUACAAGCCCGACUCGCCCCUCGCCCCCGGCCAGAGAGUGCCCGUCGCCUUGGUGGUGCUGUUCUGGACCGCGAUGCUGAGCGGCCCGCUGCCCCGGGCCCUGCAGAACUCCGAGCACCCGACGCUGCAGGCCAGCGCCUGCGAUGCCCUGUCGUCCAUCCUGCCGGACGCCUUCAGCAGCCUGCCGAGCGACUGGCAGAUCCUGUGCAUCACGGUGCUGCUCGGGCUGAACGACAGCAAGAACCGCCUCGUGAAAGCCGCCGCCUCGCGGGCCCUGGGCGUCUACGUGCUUUUCCCCUGCCUCAGACAGGACGUCAUCUUCGUGGCGGACACGGCGAAUGCGAUACUGAUGUCGCUUCAAGACAAGUCCCUGAACGUGCGAGCCAAGGCGGCCUGGUCCCUGGGCAACCUGACCGACACUCUGAUCGUCAACAUGGACACCCCAGACCCCAGUUUCCAGGAGGAGUUCUCCGGUCUCCUGCUCUUGAAGAUGCUGCGGUCGGCUAUAGAAGCAUCCAGAGACAAGGACAAGGUGAAAAGCAACGCGGUCCGGGCCCUGGGAAACCUGCUCCACUUCCUGCAGCCGUGCCACAUGGAGAAGCCCCGGUUCGCCGAGAUCGUGGAGGAGUCCGUCCAGGCCCUGAUCUCGGCCGUGCUGACCGAGGCCGCCAUGAAAGUCCGAUGGAACGCCUGCUACGCCAUGGGGAACGCGUUCAAGAACCCCGCUCUUCCGCUGGGAACGGCCCCGUGGACCUCCCAGGCCUACCACGCGCUGACCUCGGUGGUGACCUCGUGCAAGAACUUCAAGGUGCGCAUCAGGUCGGCCGCCGCCCUGUCGCUCCCGGGCAGGAGAGAGCACUACGGGCCGGCCGGCCAGUACGCGCAGAUCUGGCGGGCGCUGGUCACCGCCCUGCAGAGGAGCGAGGACACCACGGACUUCCUGGAAUUCAAGUACUGCGCCAGCCUCCGGACCCAGAUCUGCCAGGCGCUGGUUCACCUCUUGAGCCUGGCCGGCGCCCCGGACCUGCCCUGCAUCGGGGAGUCCCUGGAGGUGAACGGGGACAUGGUCCAGCCCUACAUUCUGCAGUUUUUAAAAUCGGGCGCAGAGGGAGAUGACAGCGGAGCCCCCCACGGCCCGCAGGGAAGGGACCAGAUGGUCAAAACAGCCCUGGAGCACGUGAGCGGUGUCCAGGCCCCGCCUGGCGACACAGCCCAGAGGGCCAUCGUGGGCUUUCUGCAGGACACCCUGGCCGUUUACUUUGACUCAGUCAGGUGCUAAGUGCACCCCCUGAUUGAAUGAAUCGGUGACUCUUCCACCAUGCUUCCCAGGGGUCAGGUGGUACCAGGAAAACCCAAGCCUGGGCAUCAGAUACGUCGACUAUACCGGUGACCUUAGGGGCAGAAGUGCUGGGUCGAGUAUUUAUUGAGAAUGAAUUAGCAGCUGUGUUCACUUUCUAACGGGGCUUAGCCACCUUAGAGAGUGGUCCUGCUGCAUCGGCCACGGUCUGGGUUGCUGGGACCUCCGACCUGUGUGACCAGGAGCCAAGGAGCUGGGUGGUAGGACGGGCUGAGCAGAGUGGGAGUGUGAAGGGUGUUUAGUCUCAGA
Messenger RNA from Phyllostomus discolor (pale spear-nosed bat), 3930 nucleotides. RefSeq names its product HEAT repeat containing 6 (gene HEATR6). The transcript is spliced from 20 exons. NCBI's taxonomy places the organism in Eukaryota, Metazoa, Chordata, Mammalia, Chiroptera, Phyllostomidae. The coding region runs from base 37 to 3603 and encodes 1188 amino acids. The record is from RefSeq and is a predicted model, not a curated record.